Entamoeba dispar SAW760 is the source of this 648-nucleotide messenger RNA. RefSeq lists its product as uncharacterized. NCBI's taxonomy places the organism in Eukaryota, Evosea, Mastigamoebida, Endamoebidae. The record is from RefSeq and is a predicted model, not a curated record. Bases 1 to 648 code for a protein of 215 amino acids. The transcript has a single exon.
AUGGAUAGAUCAUUCAGUCCUGUUAAUUCAGUAAGUUCCAAAUUAAACAAAAAUGAACAAGUGAAAAAGAGAAAGUAUAAUUCUGUUCAUUUAGAGAAUUUAAGAGAAAUUCUUUAUAUCAGUUUAUUAAAUACUUGGGGAUUUUCUUUUGUUUUUGUUAAACCAAAAAAAUUUAAUAUUCAUACAGUAUUACCAUUUAUCCAUAUUUCCAAAUGUAUUGAUCCUUUUGGAAAUAUUGUAUUUAGUUAUGAUGAACUAAGAAAUGAAGCUAUUAGACUAAAAGUAGGUGAAGGAAAAAAAGAUAUGGAAAGGAGAAUUACUCAAUACAUCAAAACUCGGUCAAAUAAUGUUCUUGUUGAGUGCAUUCUUUCUAUGAAAUUUGUUAUUGCUACAGAAAAAAAAUCAACAAAAGCCAUUACUGUUAAUACUUCUAUUCCUUCAAUUAGAAAGAUAGACCAAAUUGUUAUUUUUGAUGGAACAAAUCAUUGGUCAAUUUUAUUGAAAGACAAAGGUACUAUUGCUUUUCUUGAUGAAGUCCAUAAAGAAAUAUUUGAAAAUGCUGUUAAAAUAAAUUUAUGGUUAAUUCCAUUAACCAUUUCAAUUGAACCAAUAUUGCAAUAUUUACCAAAUAUUACACCUAUUAAAUAA